UGAUUAAAUACCUUAGACCCCGGCCCCUCACACUUGUUAUAUACAUGUUUUGUGUGGAGUGGUUUUAUAAUGGGGGUAUGCUGUUUGGUAUGCUAACCGGUUGUCCACCAUUAAACCUGCAUUACACCACACGCACCUUUGAUAAUCAGUACACAUUGACUGACAAUUGCAACAGGGGUUGUGAAUGCACUACCAGUGUGUUUACACCUAUUUGUUCGAUGGUAGACAAGUCCACCACAUAUUUCUCCCCGUGUUUUGGCGGCUGUCAUAGAUUAGACAGAAUUACCGGGACAGUAUCCGGGUGUUCAUGUAUCCAUGGUGGACAGGCAAAAACCGGCUAUUGCCAGAGCGAUAUAGACAAUUGUAAUAAGCUGACCCAGUAUCUACUUGUAAUGACAAUGGCCGGCAUUAUAUCUUCAACAGCCAGGACUGGUAACACGUUAAUAACACUCAGGGCUAUUGAUCCUAAAGACAAGAGUUUUGCGAUGGGAGUGAUCGGCACAUUCCUGGCCCUAUUUUCGUUCAUUCCGUAUCCGUUGAUAUUCGGAGCGGUAGUCGACUCGACGUGUUUGGUAUGGGAGGAGAAGUGUGGAAAGACAGGAAAGCCUAUUACGAAAUAUGCCGUAAUUCCCAGUCCCCUAACAAAACUGCAGAUCCAUAGGAGCACUACAGCCGCCCAUACAGUCGAGUGCUUUCCAGUGCCGCAGUCGAUAAGUCACACUAACCGGCGUGUAUUGAGUAUUGCCCAACAUAACGCUGAGUUAACCCUGUCAUUCAAUAGCAGCAUCUCAUCCACACACGGGCCUGGUAUAUACUUCAUACCGUCACGCAAGUAUUUCGAUGCCAGGGAUAGUUCCCGACAUACUCUGGAUUAUACCUAUCAGUCCGAAGUUUAUGGCGAAAAACAAGGGACUGGCGAAUACUUGCAGCCAUUUAGGCCUCCACGAGCCCACACCACACGAAUACCGGUGCUCAUCAUCAUCGGCAUAAUCAGACUGUUACCUGUCUUUCCACACUUCUCCUCCCAUACCAAACACGUCGAGUCGACUACCGCUCCGAAUAUCAACGGAUACGGAAUG
This is a messenger RNA of Oppiella nova, 1079 nucleotides long. NCBI's taxonomy places the organism in Eukaryota, Metazoa, Arthropoda, Arachnida, Sarcoptiformes, Oppiidae. The record is from the annotation of a GenBank genome assembly.